Molecule: messenger RNA, 1815 nt
Organism: Exophiala aquamarina CBS 119918
Lineage: Eukaryota; Fungi; Ascomycota; Eurotiomycetes; Chaetothyriales; Herpotrichiellaceae
Product: MFS transporter, SIT family, siderophore-iron:H+ symporter
Exons: 1
Coding region: 1-1815 (604 amino acids)
Biological process (GO): transmembrane transport; intracellular iron ion homeostasis
Cellular component (GO): endosome; vacuolar membrane
Molecular function (GO): siderophore-iron transmembrane transporter activity
Source: RefSeq, a predicted model, not a curated record
AUGUCCUUCUCCGAUACCUCCAAGGAGAGGGAACGGGGGCUCAAUACCAAUGGUCUUUCAUCCGAGCCCAAAUCCGAGCAGACUCUUCCCAAUCCUGAAGAACAACUGGGCGGUCCGGAGGAGCAGUAUCGCCAGCGCCAUGGAUCCAUCCUUGUGGGCGCAAAAUCACCCGGUGUAGCGCGAAUGGAAGCCAUGUCCGAGGUGAUCACCCGAACGGAUCGAAUCUUUUUGUUUAUCGGGAUAUUCUUGAUCGCUUACGCCUACGGUCUGGACGGUACCACACGCUACACGUACCAGACCACGGCCACCGCUUCUUGGGGGCAGCACUCUCUUCUCGCAACAGUCAACGUGAUCCGAUCCGUCAUCGCAGCGGCCGCUCAACCUACGGCCGCCAAAAUUGCCGAUGUCUUCGGUCGUGUGGAACUUGUUAUGCUCAGUGUUGUUUUCUAUGUCUUAGGUACGAUUAUCGAGGCUGCGGCAACCAACACCUCGACAUUCGUCGGAGGUGCAAUCCUCUACCAGAUUGGAUAUACCGUGGUGAUUUUGUUGGUCGAAGUCAUCAUUGCGGAUAUCACGUCGACACGGGCACGCCUGUUCUUCAGCUAUAUUCCGGCGCUUCCCUUCAUCAUAAACACCUGGGUCAGCGGCAAUAUCACGCAGGCCGUCCUCACGGCAACCACUUGGAAAUGGGGCAUCGGCAUGUGGGCCGUCAUUUAUCCAGUCUGCGCAUUGCCGCUCAUGAUCUCCCUAAUGGUGGUGGCCCGCCGAGCCAAAAAGGCCGGCAUCAUGGACAAGUACAAGUCUCCCUAUCAGCAAUUGGGCGCAAAGCAAUUGACCGUGGAGCUUUUCUGGGCCUUGGACGUGAUCGGCAUUAUAUUGUUGAUUGCCGUCUUUGCGCUCAUCCUCGUGCCCUUCACAAUUGCCGGAGGAUACGGCGAUAACUGGAAGAAAGCUCAUGUGAUCGCUCCAUUGGUCAUUGGAAUCCUCUGCGUUCCAGCAUUCAUUUUCUGGGAGUUGAAGGCUCCAAAGCCCCUUGUUCCCUUUGACUUGUUGAAAGACCGAGCCGUCUGGGGUGCGUUGGGUAUCGCUGGUACCCUGAACUUUGCCUGGUACAUGCAAGGAGAUUACUUGUACACCGUCCUGAUAAUUGCCUUCAACUUCAGCAUUAUGGGGGCGACUAGAAUUCUGUCACUCUACAGCUUUACUUCUGUGGUGGUUGGAUUUUCACUGGGAUUGAUUGUGUACAAGGUUCGACGACUUAAAUGGUUCAUCGUCGCGGGCACGUGCUUAUUCGCGGUGGCGUUCGGUCUACUCAUCCAUUACCGUGGAUCGCCAAACUCAGCAGGACAGUCAGGCGUUAUCGGGGCCCAGGUUCUGCUCGGCUUCGCUGGUGGUAUGUUCCCGUAUCCAGCCCAAGCCUCGAUUCAAGCCGCCACCAAGCACGAGCACGUUGCCGUCAUCACCGGUCUGUAUCUGGCAACGUACAACAUUGGGUCUGCGUUCGGAAACACGGUCUCCGGAGCAAUCUGGACCCAAGUUCUCCCGUCAACCCUCGAUGACCGUCUAGCAGUGUUCGGCAACUCGACGCUGGCCGCUGCCGUCUAUGCAAAUCCCUUCGCCGUGGCCGCGGAGUUCCCUGUUGGUACCCCCGAGCGCGAUGCUAUCAUCGCUUCUUAUCAGCAUGCACAGAGACUAUUGACCAUCACCGGCAUAUGUCUUUGCGUGCCACUGAUCUUUUUCGCCAGCGUCCUCCGCAACCCCAAGCUUACCGAUACUCAGAGUUUGCCAGAGGCGGAGGAGAGGGUUGUUCGAUAA